This is a messenger RNA of Helobdella robusta, 1168 nucleotides long. RefSeq lists its product as hypothetical. Bases 42 to 860 code for a protein of 272 amino acids. The record is from RefSeq and is a predicted model, not a curated record. Gene Ontology annotation, biological process: proteolysis. Gene Ontology annotation, molecular function: serine-type endopeptidase activity. The transcript has 7 exons. NCBI's taxonomy places the organism in Eukaryota, Metazoa, Annelida, Clitellata, Rhynchobdellida, Glossiphoniidae.
GGAACAUUAAAAUAGCUUCCUAAUUACUUCAACAUACAGCCAUGAAAAACUUGCUGGUUUUUGCGCUGGCUACUUUGGCUUCUGUCCAAGCUCUACCGAGUCAAAUUCAGCUCUCUUCCAACUUCGAGCCAUUUGUCAUCGGAGGACAAGACGCAAAAGUUGGCGAAUUUCCCUGGCAAUUAUCUUUGCAGUUUUUUGGGUUUGCCGGAAGAUGGGAGCACGUAUGUGGGGCGGUCCUCUUCUCCUCCAAGUAUGCCCUGACAGCCGCCCAGUGCAUCUAUAGCGGAAGCACGUAUAGACUAGCAGCCGGCAUGCAUCAGUUGAGUAACACGAGCUCGGCCACAAUCGUCGACAUAGCAUCGUUCAAAAAGCACGAGAAAUACAACGACGGCUCGGCAGCGUUCAGCAACGACAUUGCAGUCAUCACGCUGGCUUCUGAGAUCAAAUUCACUGACAGGAUCAAGCCAGCCGUCCUUCCAGCCGACAACAGGAACAAAUUCGUCAACGAGUCUUGCGUGAUAAGUGGCUGGGGCAGGGCCGGUUAUUCAACGAUUCUUCCGGAUACACUCCGAAAAGGAACUGUCCGUGUGAUAUCAAACGCCGAAUGUCAGACCCGCGUCGACACAAUGGCCAAGAUUACCGAUGGACAGAUGUGCAUCUUUGAUCCCUCCAUGUACACAUCAGCUUGCGACGGUGAUAACGGAGGUCCUGUAACAUGCAAAGUCGCAGGGAAAGAUGUCGUGGCUGGUGUCUCGUCUUGGGUCAUAGCAAGUAGUGGUGGCAACUGCCUGCCUACGUAUCCAUCUGCCUAUACAAGGUUCAGUGAAUAUUUGGACUGGAUCAAGAUGAACACCCCCUAAGACGAUAGUGGACUCUACCUGUGUUGCACCCCCCUUUAAAAUGAUAGUGGACUGUUCUAAUAGAUUGAUUUUAGAUGUGCUAUACUCACUCUUUUUAAAAUGAUUAUGAAAUCACAAUUAACUAUUUAAAAGUUGCUUUGAUUGAAUUUGAUUUUGUAUGAAUUUUGUGAGAAAAUUUUAAAGAGUUUGAUAUAUUUUUAAUUCGAUUUUAUGAAAACAGUUAUUUUUUUGUCCGAAAUCAAAAUUAAUGUCAGCCUAAAUAUUUUUUCACAAGUAACAGUAAACUAUUAUUAACGUCGUCAUCUUAA